AUGGAUGAAAUCCAGGAAAAUAAACGGGAAUUAUAUAGACGAAAUGAACAGAUCAUUCGAAGAUAUGAAGAAAAUGAAGCAAAAGUCAAAGAAGCAGCUGAGAAUAUCCGUCGAAAUUUUGAAUCUUCAAAGACUAGCAUCGGGCCAGCUAAUGAAUUACUUCGAUUUUUUUAUAUUCUCGAGCAACAGAGUCUCAGCGAUACAAACGAUAUCCGAAGAAAAACAAGGGCUGAUUUGGAAGAGUAUAUUAAUCAAUUUCGUCAAGACGAAGAAGAAGAAGAGGAGGAGGAGGAGGAGGAGGAAGAGGAGAGCAAUGAUGAUGAUCAACCAUCAGUUGACGUUUCACAACCAGUACCAAUAACUUCAUCGAAUGUGUCAUUACCUACAAUAGCGUCUACGUCAGCUCAGCUACCAGUGACUAUUCCAAUAGUUCCUUCACAAGUACCGACUGUCAUUUCUACACAACAAGCAUCACCUAUGAACAGAGCAUAUCUUUCGCCCGUCACUGCUCCCGAUUGUAUUAGACCAUCGACACUUGACGUAUACGAAGCAAUCUUAGUCGAAGUUAAACAAUAUGAAGCUCAGUAUGAGUCUAUACCAAAAGAGCGUGAGAGGCAGUUAGCUCAGCCGACUAGAGAUAUUCUAAAUAAACUUCGUGAAGAUACAUUUAAUAAACUAGAAGAAGACUUAUUCAAGUAUCUAAACGGUCAGAAGUAUUCUGUAAGCAACCAAGAUAUUGCUAUAGGAAAUAGUGCAGAACGUUUCUUAUGUUAUAAACGUCUUACCGAAUUGAUUCUUAGUCAAUUACUCGGCGGUGAUUUGAACGAUGUGAAAGCUCGAAUUCUGCUACCUUUAAUUGAUCACAUAAGUCGUCAUCCGCAACACAAAGAAUUUCGAACUAUAUUUCUCGAUGGUUUACACAAGAAAUGUCCGUAUACGGUGCCACUCUAUCCGAAACCGUUAUCGGCAACAAAUGAUGCAGAAUACUUGAAAGCAAUGGGUUAUACAGAAAAAAUGGAAAACAGGUUACCACGUUUAGAAACUGAAACUGAAUUUCUAAAUCGAAUGAGCGGAUUGAUUCGGUUAUUUUGGAAAUUAGCUGCCAAGAAGAUUCCUCCUUUCGAUAAAGAUUUAUCAUUCGGGUGGCAAUGGUGUUCGGAUGUUUUAAAUCUUCCGCCACGACCAAAUCUUACGGUACUUCUUUUACGAGUGUUUCUUGAUGAAGCUGGUGAAUUGAUGAUGGAAGCGUAUUCGAAACAAUUUUUGAAAUUGGUUAAAACCAUUGAAGCCAAUCUCACAAGACUUGGGGCAAACUCCAAUCCCAGUGACGUCGCGCGACUCGAGACAGCGAUACAAAAAUCUAAAGCAAAAAAUUUGAGUAAAUAUUGGCGACAAAGUCCGAAAAAUAUAAUGCAAAAUCCGUCGCUCGCGACUUUGCCAGUCGAAGUUAUCUAUCGUAUUCUGGACAAUCUAGAUAUACUAACAAUUUUAAUCUCAUUUCGUAAUGUAUGUACAAGACUCGACAGCAUCAUUGACGACUACCAUAGAUUUAAAGCGUGUACAAAGUUGGAUUUUACGCAUGAGAAAUUUGAUGAGCAAAGUCUUCACGAUUUGAUCCAUGGACUGGAAAACAAUCGUACAUUGAAAGAAUUACAUCUUCGUUGUAAGAAAAUCGAUGACCGGAAAAUAUGUUGUCUAAGCAAUGUAUUGCGGAAGAACACGACAUUAUUAAACUUGAUUCUGUCGAACAAUCUGAUUCGAAGUAAAGGUGCUCAACAUAUUGCGGAUCUUUUAAACGAAAACAAAAUGCUUCAAAAACUUGAUCUCGGAUGGAAUAGUAUUGGUUGUGACGGUGUGUUCUACAUUGCCAAUGCAUUACGUGACAAUCACAUAUUAACAGAGUUAUGUCUCGAAAUCAACAACAUUGGAAAUCAGGGUGUAGAAUAUCUUUCAGAUGCUCUCCGAAAUAAUACAACACUGAUAAGACUCGUUCUUUCCAAUAAUAACAUCGAUAAUGAAGGUGCACGAUCUUUGGCAGAUAUGCUCGAGCAAAAUCAGAGUUUGACAACGUUGGUUCUAUCAGAGAACAAAAUCGAUUCUAACGGAGUGAAAUACCUAGCAAAUGCAUUGUACCACAACGAAGCUCUAACUAGAUUGAAUCUUCGAUUGAAUCGGAUUGAUUCGACUGGAGCACAAUACUUUGCAGAUGCUUUAAUUCGAAACAAGACGUUGGUUGAACUUCAUCUCGGAUGGAAUCAAAUUGACAAUCAAGGAGCAGAAGCUUUUGCAAAUAUGCUGAACUAUAAUCGAACAUUGGGUGUUUUACAUAUUGGAUACAACAAAAUUGAUUGUCAAGGUCGACAACAACUUACUGAUGCUAUAUUGAAAGCUCAGUCAUUGGUCGACCUACAUUUGGCUUCCUACAACAGAAAUAUAUGA
Messenger RNA from Adineta ricciae, 2439 nucleotides. NCBI's taxonomy places the organism in Eukaryota, Metazoa, Rotifera, Eurotatoria, Adinetida, Adinetidae. The record is from the annotation of a GenBank genome assembly.